CCACCAGACUUGAAAUCAUACACAUACACGUGGGCAACAUGGCGACAGUUUUCGGCCUCUCUCUUGGCAACCACCAGGGGGUUAUAUCUGUUUUUAAAAACGGAAGGAGUGAAGUCCUAGCUAACGAAUCUGGUGAGAGGGAAACCCCAAUGCUAGUCACUUACAAGGACGACACCAUUUUGGUCGGUUCAGCUGCAAAAGGGGCAUUAUAUAGAAACUUUCAGUAUACAGCGAUUGCAAUGCCAUCUCUACUGGGGACAGAUUUGAAUGAAAAUGAGGAGAAGAAAGUGUCUAAUAUUACGAUUAUCAAGAAAGGCGGUAAUAUAUGUUACAAGUUUGAAAGGGAAGGAAAGCCACGCCUAGUACCAGUUAAAGACACUUUGGGAAAAGUAUUGGAACAAUUAGCAGCUACAGCAAGAUCAUGUGAGUCAGUCAGUUCUGGUAGUAUCCACUGCGUACUAUCAGUACCCAUUCACUAUGAUACUGAUCAUGUAUCACUUCUCAAACAGUGUGUAGAGACUCAUGGAUUUACUGUCAUAUCGACCCCGCCCUCACCAAUGUUAUCAGUACUACCCUAUGGACUCGAUAAGGAUUCUUAUACCGGUCAUGUCCUUGUGUACGAUGUCGGUGUCAACUCAAUCAGUUUAACAGUGAUAAGAUUAAUUAAUGGACUAAUGAAACUGGUAGGGACCCGUACCAUUAAUGGAGUGGGUGGGUAUGACAUUGAUCAAGAACUGCUGUCUGUAUUGAAGGAUGAAUGUAAAAGAUAUUUCCGUAAAGAUGUCACAGGAGGUAAAUAUGCUGUUAAUAAAUUGUUAGCAGCUGCUGAGUCAUUAAAGCAAUCAUUGACUAAUCAGCAAACAGGACCAGUCUAUGUGGAGUCACUCCAUGAUGGAAUGGACUUCCAAUGUAAUGUAACAAGGGGAAGAUUUGAGGGGGUCUGUCAGUCAAUAUUCACUUCAUUCCUGGACCCUAUUCAAGGGUUCUUAAAUUCACUUGGCUUAACUGGCUCCAAUAUAAAUAAAGUCAUUUUGAUUGGUGGGACGUGCAAGAUACCACGCCUACAGCAGCUGAUGAAAGAUGUUUUCUCGAGCAGUGAAGUGUAUUAUUUUAUUUCGACGGAUCAUGUUGUGUCGUUGGGAGCUGCUUUAGAAGCAUCUUAUCAUCAAGUCACUUCAGGUCUCUCCCUCUCCUCUACCAUACCUGUCACUACUAAUGACCUCUCCUUAACUUUUUCUAAUUGUGUGACUCCAGCAAGUGUUGUGCUACUUGGAAAGCAUACACCAUUACCAGUUUGUAAAACUAUUAAUACUAAGAUUGAAGUAAGUGAGCCUGGGAGACCUGUUAUUAUAGCCAUCAAAGAGACUGCAGUGUUAGGAGAGUUGGAAGUUCCUCCAUUGGCUAGUGAUGAGAAUGGCAAUGUCCUCAAUUUUGAAGUUAAAUUUUUAUGGAAUUCACGUGAUGGAUCGUUAAAUGAUCCAUUACUAACAGUCAGAGAGGUGGGCUCUAAUUGGAAAUCUGAACUUUUACUUUCAUGUAAAAAUUAAUUGCAUUUUAAUCUAUUUAUUAUUAUUAUUAUUAUUAUUAUUAUU
Messenger RNA from Amphimedon queenslandica, 1592 nucleotides. RefSeq names its product heat shock 70 kDa protein 14-like. NCBI's taxonomy places the organism in Eukaryota, Metazoa, Porifera, Demospongiae, Haplosclerida, Niphatidae. The record is from RefSeq and is a predicted model, not a curated record. Gene Ontology annotation, biological process: protein folding. Bases 39 to 1547 code for a protein of 502 amino acids. The transcript is spliced from 14 exons. Gene Ontology annotation, molecular function: ATP-dependent protein folding chaperone; ATP binding. Gene Ontology annotation, cellular component: nucleus; cytosol.